Molecule: messenger RNA, 2310 nt
Organism: Phragmites australis (common reed)
Lineage: Eukaryota; Viridiplantae; Streptophyta; Magnoliopsida; Poales; Poaceae
Product: transcription factor TDR-like
Exons: 9
Coding region: 1-2310 (769 amino acids)
Biological process (GO): regulation of DNA-templated transcription
Cellular component (GO): nucleus
Molecular function (GO): protein dimerization activity; DNA-binding transcription factor activity; sequence-specific DNA binding
Source: RefSeq, a predicted model, not a curated record
AUGUCGCUCCCUGCACACAGUACCCACUCGAGGACGCCUCCCCAGCAUGGCCUCGGACACUUGCCGUCUCCGACGCACCGACCAUGGCACCACGACAACAGUGGCUGCCAGCUGAUAGUCCAGCGCGUUGCGAAGGAGGACUACCGCCAGCCGAAGCGCAAUGCUGAGGCCAACCUCGUGCAAGGGGAGGACGAUGAGCCUGCUCUACUCAUAGCUCAAGUGUGCUCUCUCACAAAGAUCACUCGGGGAGCGACCACCGUCGUCGCGCUAGAAGAGUCGCGCAUCCAAGUGCACCUUGACAAAGAGGGUGUGGUGGAUACCGACGACGCAUGCACCGACAGAUGCUACCUCGACACCGAUGAAACAAACCAUAUGACCAGGAAGAGAGAUGUCUUCGUCAAGUUCGACACCUGCGUCGUGGGUAUCAUACAAUUCGAUGACAACUCCUUCUUCAGCAUCCAAAGCUGUGGGACGGUGCUAUUCACAUGUAGCAACGACGAGCAUCGUGUCCUCACUAGUGUUUACUACAUCUCCAUUCUAUGCAACGACAUUAUAAGUGUUGGGCACCUCAACGAGAAUGGCUCCCGCGUGCUGAUCGAUGUCGACGUUCUCCGCAUCUGGUAUCGACAGCUCCUCCUCUUCGCCAAGGAUAAGGUGAUCGGUCACCAGUGCACACUGCUCACUGCCAUGGGAGGAGGAGAUCACCAGUGCAUGGCCGCCGUCGCGGCCGCUGCCGCUGCCGCCAGUGGAGGCACCAGUGUGGAGGCUGCGUUGAGGCCUCUCGUUGGUGCAGACGCUUGGGAUUACUGCAUCCACUGGAGCCUGUCUCCUGACCAGCGGUUCUUAGAGAUGACUGGGUUCUGCUGCAGCCGUGAGUUUGAGGCGCAGGUCUCUGCACUUGGCGACCUGCCCUCGUCGAUCCCAUUGGACUCCUCAUCCACUGGGAUGCAUGCCGAGGUAAUGGUGUCCAGCCAGCCGAUCUGGCAGACCAGCUGCGUGUCAGAGCUCCCAACAAGCUACUCCCAUCCAUGGCUGCAGGAGCCCGGAUCAGGCGGCCCGAGGACGCGGCUGCUGGUGCCGGUCGCCGGCGGCCUCGUCGAGCUCUUCGCCUCGAGAUACGUAUGCGAGCGUGCGCAGAUGGCGGAGCUGGUCAUGGCACAGUGCGGGGUGCCCGCCAGGACGGGCGCCGGUGACGGGAACGAGGACGGUGCCGCCCAGGCGUGGGCGGAGGCGCCGGGCUUCGCGUGGGACGGCGCCGCCGGGGGUUAUGAUCCGCAGCUGAUGUACACGGCGGAGUCGUCGCUCAACCUGUUCGACGCAUCGGGCAACGUCGCGGCGGACCCGUUCCUGGCGGUGCAGCAGGCACCGGGCGCGGCUGUCGACGACGCGGCGGUGGCGGGGUGGCAGUACGCUGCGGCCGGGAGCGAGCCGUCGGUGGCGGUGCAGCAGGAGCAGCUGCACGGGGCGCGGGAUGGAGGCGCCGAGUCUGGGUCGGAGGGGAGCGACAUGCUUGGCGACCCUGAGGACGACGGCGACGGCGAGAUGCAGGGACGGGGCGGAGGAGGCAAGGGUGGAAGCAAGCGGCAGCAGUGCAAGAACCUCGUGGCGGAGCGGAACCGGAGGAAGAAGCUCAAUGACAGGCUCUACAAGCUCAGAUCGCUCGUCCCAAACAUCACCAAGAUGGCCCGUGCGUCGAUUCUUGGGGACGCGAUCGACUACAUCGUGGGGCUUCAAAAUCAGGUGAAGGAGCUGCAGGACGAGCUGGAGGACCCCAGCACGCCGGCGGACGGCGACCCCGACGUGCUUCUGGACCACCCGCCGCCGGCGAGCCUAGUCGGGCUGGAGAACGACGACUCGCCGCGCACAAGCCAGCAUCAGCAGCCGCUCGCAGGCAGCAAGAGGGCCCGGGUGGCGGAGGACGAGAAGGGGCAGGAUAUGGAGCCGCAGGUGGAGGCGAACGAGUUCUUCCUGCAGGUGCUGUGCGAGCACAAGCCAGGCCGCUUCGUCCAGCUCAUGGACGCCAUGAACGCGCUCGGCCUCGAGGUCACCAAUGUCAGCGUCACCUCCUACAAGACCCUCGUCCUCAACGACUUCCGCGUCGUCAUGCGGGACAACGAAAUGGCGCUGCAGGCGGACAGGGUGAGGGAAUCGCUUCUGGAGGUGACGCGGGAGACGUACGGCGGCGUGUGGUCGCCGGCGCCGCCUGGGGGGAGCAGCAUUGAUGUCAAGCUCGACGGGCAGGAUGAGCCGCGGCAGAGGAUCAUUACGGCGGCUAUAACCAUCUUCUGCAAUACCUCGCCUGAAUGGUAG